CAUGACCUGCAUGAGAGUGAGGUUUAGGGCAGUAAGUGGCUGUUAGAGUAUACGUUGAUUUAAAAUACUCCCUGACAUCUUUAAAAAUUGGUGCUAUAUAUGAAGUUGACAUCUGACUUUUCGCUCAAUGCCUAACUCCCAAUGAUAGGACCCCGUUUUGAGAUACAGACAGAAUGGAAGUGGAGAUGGAUCCGGUGAAACAUAUCAAAUUAGUCUUAUGUUUGCAAAAAAAGUUUGUGGUGUUUGGACAACAAAUUGUAUCUCCAGUUUUAUUAAAUUUUUCUCAACAUACAUAACAAUACAACGUUUUUGACUACAUAAAAAGAACCAUAUGUUCGUUUUGAACAUACAAUAAGUUGUUUUUGGAAUGUGUCAUUUUUAAAUCAUGACUACUGAUUGACAAGCACUAAUUAUGAUUUUAAAAAUUAUAUUGUACAAGCAUUUUUCUACAUUAGCCACCGUUCCAUAAUCAAGUCCAGUAGAUGGCGGUAAUGCACCUAAAAUGCAGAGAUUGCCCAUGAAUUGAUGGACCCGACUUAAACAAGUUGAAAAACUUAUUCGGGUGUUACCAUUUAGUGGUCAAUUGUACGGAAUAUGUACUGAACUAUGCAAUCUACUAAUGAAAACAUCAAUCAAUCAAUGUAACCACUUGUAAAAACCAAAGUAAAAUAAAUGAUCGUUGCCAGACAUACGAUAAUAGUUGUAUUUGUACACUGAUUUCACCCACAGUACGACGCGCUAUCCAUCAAUUUAUACCGCUUGUCCCCCUCGGUGUUGCAGAGGUGACUGACUGAGUUUCGCGGCUAACAAUCAUUAAAAAAAUGUAACAAAAACAGGAUACAAACAAUGCUUCUAUUGGAGUGCAUUGUCUCUCAUUUGCCCUCUUCGAAACUGUUUCGUCAGUGGCAGUUUUUUUUUUCCAAGAAUGUUGUUUGUUUGAAGCUACAACGAUAAUAUAAAAUGUGCUAUACAUACAAAGGUAAUGUAUACAGUAUAAAAUGGUCCUGACUAAAGUCAAAUCGAAAAUGUUCGGUCAUUUUGAACCUGUGGUACAAUAGCGUGUCUAUUCCCAUCUGGCAACGGUGGGUGUUUCGUUUCUACGCAAAACACAAAUCCCUUCCGGGUAACAUGUAAUAUUAAAGUUCUUGAAAUAUUUCCCAAAUUUUAACCGGCCGCCAUGAGAGCAACUUUACAAAAGCUUCGUGUAUAUCGGAAGGACAACAUAUGAUCUACACAAUGGGGAGUUUUUGGUCACGUCCCUACUGAGAAACCAAGACGUAGCGAGCCAAUGCUAAUGUGGAAGCGAGCAGCUUUCAAAGAUGGAGACGCUAUUAUUUAAAAUGACUGAAAAACGUUUUCUUUUCACGGCUUCUGUCGUAAUACGACUCGCCUUGGUCGCCUAUGGAGAAUUCCAUGACAGGACUAUGGUAGUAAAGUACACUGAUAUUGACUAUCAUGUGUUCACGGAUGCUGCAAGAUUCAUCACAAAGGGUGAGUCUCCAUACAACAGAUCUACAUAUCGUUACACACCUCUACUAGCCUGGAUGCUAACUCCCAACAUUUACAUCAACUUCAUGUUUGGCAAGCUGCUCUUCAUCCUGUGUGACCUUCUGUCUGGCCUGCUGAUCUACGCCAUCCUGAGCCUGCGAGGUCUGCGUUCCGAGACAGCACGACAAAUGUGUUCCCUGUGGCUUCUCAACCCUCUGCCUAUGGGAGUGUCCAGUCGCGGGAAUGCAGAGUCCAUCCUGGCUGCUUUGGUGCUGGGGACACUGCUUUGUAUGGAGGGUAAAAGUGGCCGCGUAGUGUGGGCGGCGCUACUGUAUGGGCUGUCAGUUCAUAUGAAAAUCUAUCCUGUCACGUACGCUCUUCCCAUUCUCCUGAGUCUUCGCUCGCCACAAAGAAGAUCUGAGGAACAACAAAAAUGGUGGAAAAGAUUGUUUGGCUUGUUGGGACGUUUCUUCAACAGAGAAUUGGUCAUCUUUGCAAGUGUUGCUGGGGGCAUUUUUUGUGUUUUAACCACACUUUUCUAUCACAUGUAUGGUUGGACAUUUCUUCAUGAGACCUACUUCUACCAUCUAACCAGAAGAGAUAUUAGACACAACUUCUCUCCUUACUUCUAUAUGCUCUACCUGACUGUAGACAACAGGUGGAGUCAGUGUCUUAGCCUGGUGGCCUUCUUGCCUCAGUUGACCCUUCUGUUGGUGACAUCAUGGUCUUUUCACCGUGACCUUGCUUUUUGUUGUUUCCUGCACACUGCCAUCUUUGUCACCUUCAACAAAGUCUGCACAUCACAGUACUUCCUGUGGUAUCUGAGUUUACUUCCUCUGGUCAUCCCUCACCUGAGUCUUUCAGUGAAACAAGGAGUAGGACUGCUGCUCCUCUGGUUUGCAGGACAGGCUGCAUGGUUGGCUCCAGCCUACUUCCUGGAGUUUGAGGGCUACAACACCUUUGUGUUUAUUUGGCUUUCUGGAUUGUUCUUUUUAACCGUGAACUGUAUCAUUCUCAUACAGAUUAUUGUACACUACAACAACAAUCAAGUCAACAAGAAGAAAACAAAGCUGAUAUAAACCUGUAUGAAAGCUUUUUUAAUGUAUUUUGGCUUGUGAUUGCACGUGAUUUUCUAAUCCAAUAUACAGUAAGAAUAACUAAUACGAUCAUGACGGCUCAGACAAUAAGACAAUUGUAAGAAUUACAUUAAAAGUACAAAACCAAUUUCAAGCAAUCUGUAGAACAGAUUUGGGCAAAUUAAGGCCCGGGGGCCACAUACGGACAGUUAAGCUUUUCAAUCUGGCCCGCCGGACAUCCCCCCCAAAUUUUUUUUUAAUUUUUUUUUAGUUAAUUUAAUAUGGAAAGUGUAGCUGCAAUUAUGAUGUGCAGUGAUGUUUUCUAAUGACCGUGAGUCUUCAAAUAGACAAAGUAUUUCAAUGGUUGGAAUCUGCGCUUUUGGAUGAUAUACCAGUUACUAUGUUUAUCUAAUUAGUUACUAUGGUCAUCUAAUUCCUGCGAUGAGGCGGCGACUUGUCCAGGGUGUACCCCGCUUUCCGCCCGUUUGUAGCUGAGAUAGGCUUCAGCGCCCCCCGCGACCCCGAAGGGAAUAAGCGGUAGAAAUGGAUGGAUAAAUGGUAAUCUAAUUUGUUACUAUGGUCAUCUAAUUAGUUACUAUGGUCAUAUACGUCACAGCAGCUCAGACAAGGCACCAAGCAGUGUGGGCGGGAAGUGUUUCCACGGACGCGGAAGGAGAUUUUCACUACAAAGUUCUAAGGCUUAGUGAUAUGACAGAUAUAUCAGAUUGUAGGUGGGUUUAUUUUGUACCCUUCGCGUUGAUAUUUCACUGUUUGUUGCAUUUUUGCCGCGCUUCACUCGAUUGUAAAAUAUGUCGAUCGGAAGGUUGUGUGACGUUCAUAUGUUGUCAAUAUACAGUGUUUUAUCGUUAAUAGAAAAAAAUUAAAUUCCAUUACGUUUUUUAAGGCGGUCUGUCAUAACGUUUUUAGCAUUCAAUAAGACGUUACUGUCAGGUUUUGUAUUAGUGUUCCUAAAAAUAGAUAUACCAGCCCCCAGACACAUUUUUUCUGUAAAUGUGGCCCCCGAGUCAAAAUAAUUGGCCCAGGCCUGCAUAAAAGGUUGAUAGAAUAAAAUAUUGAUCUCUUUAUUUUUAUUAUGUUUUGUGUUUUUCUUUUGUUCGUUUGUUUCGGGAGUAGACUUGCUAAGUUUUGUUUUGCUUAUUCUGUUGGUAAAAAGUAAACAAGUGACAAAGUAAAAUUUGUAUCGUUUAAUGUUAAUGGGCUAUUGAACCCAGUUAAACACAGUAAAAUCUUAUCGAAGGUUAGGACAGAGCAAGCUCACAUAGUGUACUGACAGGAGACCCACUCGGCUGACAAGGAGCAUGUAAAACUAAAGAGAAAUGGCUUCACUAAUUAGUUUAUUUCUUCAUAUAAAUCAGGACAUAGGAGAGGAGUUGCCAUCCUCAUCUCAAAUAAGUUAAUUUUGAAAAAGUAUUGGAAUUUGCUAAUAAUGAGGGUAGAUUUAUUUUAGUAAAGGGGAAGAUAGAUGGGAACUCAAUCACCCUGUUGAAUGUCUAUGCACCCCCCGGUAGUGCUAUUAGUUUCUUCUAAAAAAUCACCAAUAUUAUGGUAACGAAAACCGAAGGUCUUUUGAUUUGUGGUGGGGAUUAAAAUACAUAUUUAGAGCCAAAAUUGGACUCAUCUAGUAUAAAAACUCAUAACGCUAAGUCCCUAUAUAAGAAAGUAAACACACUUUUCGAGGAAGUAGGUUUAAUUGACUUUUGGCGAGACCUUUUCCCUGACAGAAGGGAUUAUACUUAUUUCUUUGCACCCCAAUGUCUUUAUACAAGAAUAGGUUAUUUUCUAACAUUUGGGAAGGACAAAGAUAAAAUAUACACUUGUGAAAUUGGGACAAUAGAUCUAAGUGACCAUGAACCAAUAUACUUACAAAAUAUUAUACAUGGAAACUAAAUUAAAGUUUGCUGAAUGGUCUAUCCUUUAAGGCACAAAUUAAAUCUGAAAUUAGUCUCUUCUUAAAAUUCGAUGACACGGAAGAGGUCUCACCUCCCAUAUUAUGGGACACCUUGAAGUCUGUUGUAAGAUGCAAAAUUAUCGCAAUUUCUUAAUUUAAGAAAAAAUAUAAGAAUACAAAAUCAGAUGACUUAAAAAACCCCAAAAUGAAUUAUAAAGAAAACAAAUUAGAUUUUGCAUAGUAUACAUUAAGGGAAAUAAGAAAUAUUAGGAAUGAAAUUAACAGUUUGGCCACACAAGAAAAAAAAACUUAAAAUGUUUCUCAAACAUAGACAAUAUGAAAGUGACUCUAAGUCUAUAAAAAAUUUGGCCUGGAAACUGGAAAAAAAGAUACCGGCAAACACAAUUCAAGAACAAAAGUGAUAGAAACUAAACCAAACAAAAUUCAAGAAGCUUUUGAAUUUGUUUUAUAAAACCAUUUACUCAAAGGUCUUCAAUAGGAGCGUAACCCAAAUUGAUAACUUCCUGAAUUUCCUGGAUUUACCUACUUUAGAUGAAGAACAAAAUAAAACAAUGUCUGCAGAUAUAAUUGGAGAUAAAUUAAAAGUUGCAAUUAGUAGGCUUAAAUUAAGUAAGUCUCCAGUAUCACACGGUUAGACCGCAGAGUGGUAUAAGGAAUUUAAACAAUUAUUAAUACCUCUUUUACUCCCCAGACUGAAUUGGGUUUUUAAAAAAGCACAAACGCCACUUAGUUGGAAGGAGGAAAUUAUCUCAGCUAUUCCAAAACAAGGCAAAUAUAGAAUUGAGUGUGGAUCUUACAGGCUAAUAUCUGUUCUCAAUGUAGAUUAUAAACUAUUUACAUUCCAUCAUGGACAAAAGAUUAGAAGAUGUUUUAUCUAUAUUGAUACAUAAUGAUCAAACAGGUUUUAUAAAUCAACACCAAACACAAGACAAUAUAAGAAAGACGCUACAUAUUAUGGAUUGUAUACAAAGAAAAAACAUUGAAGCAAUUGUUGUAAGUGUAGAAGUUGAAAAGGCCUUUGAUUCGGUUAAUUGGAUUUUUUUUACAGAGUUCUAUAUAAAUUUGGCUUCCCACAGGAUCCAAUUAUUAAAACUGUACAGGCACUAUGUAACAAACCUACUGCUAGGAUUAGAGUCAAUGGAUACUUAUGAUAAAUUAUAAAUGAUAAAUGGGUUGUACUUGUAUAGCGCUUUUUUGCCUUCAAGGUACUCAAAACUCUUUGACACUACUUUCACAUUUACCCAUUCACACACACAUUCACACACUGAUGGAGGGAGCUGCCAUGCAAGGCGCUAAGCAGCACCCAUCAGGAGCAAGGGUGAAGUGUCUUGCUCAGGUCACAACGGACGUGACGAGGUUGGUACUAGGUGGGGAUUGAACCAGGGACCCUCGGGUUGCGCACGGCCACUCUCCCACGCCGUAUCAAAUGUCAUGUUUAGUGAUCAUGUUUAGUUUGGCUAUGUUCCGUUUGGUUUUUGCAAUCAUUAACUUUAAGUUCCUGUUUUUUUUCACUCCCUUGUUUUGUUGCAAUGGUUGCAAAUCAGUUCACCUGUCCUCACGACUCACGCACCUGAUUCAUUUAAACUCACGCACCUGUUUUCAAUCACCACAUCACUAUUUAAGCCUGUCAUUUUAUGUUGGUCAGCCUGGCGUCAAUGUGUUCUUUUCUUGCUCUGUGCUGACUUUUUUCAUGCCUUGCCAUAGUUUCAUGCCAUGCCAAGUAAGUGUUUAUUUAUUCAUGUCAUAGUAAGCGAUUUUUGUUUCUUGUCCUUAGUUAGGUCUAAGUGGUGUUUUCGCCUCGUGCGCCUUUUUGUUUGUUCCUCUUUUUGGUGAAGAUUAAAUCAUGUUUAUAUCUGCA
Molecule: messenger RNA, 6352 nt
Organism: Nerophis ophidion (straightnose pipefish)
Lineage: Eukaryota; Metazoa; Chordata; Actinopteri; Syngnathiformes; Syngnathidae
Gene: pigm
Product: phosphatidylinositol glycan anchor biosynthesis, class M
Exons: 8
Coding region: 1320-2567 (415 amino acids)
Biological process (GO): GPI anchor biosynthetic process
Cellular component (GO): glycosylphosphatidylinositol-mannosyltransferase I complex; membrane
Molecular function (GO): GPI mannosyltransferase activity; alpha-1,4-mannosyltransferase activity
Source: RefSeq, a predicted model, not a curated record